Camellia sinensis is the source of this 1343-nucleotide messenger RNA. NCBI's taxonomy places the organism in Eukaryota, Viridiplantae, Streptophyta, Magnoliopsida, Ericales, Theaceae. The record is from RefSeq and is a predicted model, not a curated record.
GAGAUGUGUCUCUGACGAACGGGUGUGUGGACAUUUAAACGGGAUGCCUUGGUGAGUUAUUUAUAUCACAAACAGAAAUGCUAGGUGCACGGAAUUAGAAGACAGAACAGUGUUCUAGCGUUUAUGUAUCACAAAUUUCCUCUACUCUCCGAUGAGUUUCUGCAUGCAACAUACACCCUUGCGGGGAUUGUGGAACCUUUAAAAAAUCGAAACACAGAUAAUUGUGAAGCAAAUUUCAAAUUAUUGCAAAGUAGUUUAUGGUUAAUGCAUGUUUCCAGGCAUAUAUACUACUUCUAACUAUAUGGCCGUUGCAUAAGUAUAGGGCUCGAGAGGUAUGGCUUGAUAAGGGUUCAACCAAAGAAACAUCAUUUGGGCAUGGUGAAGCUCGAUGCUUGAAGCGGAGUGACCUUAUCAAUACACUAGCAGAUGCUUUGCCACCACAUACAAUACAUUUUGGGUGCCAGAUAGUAGGUGUUAAGCUGGAUCCUUUAACUUCCAAUCCAAUUCUCCAACUGCUUGAUGGCAGGUGUAUUGUUGCCAAGGUUUUGAUUGGAUGUGAUGGAGCAAAUUCGGUGGUAGCUGACUUCCUUCAGUUAAAACCCCCAAAAGCAUUUCCCCUGUCUACUGUAAGAGGUUUGACGAAGUAUCCAAGUGGCCAUGCAUUUGCCCAUGAAUUUGUCCGAAUGAGGAGGAAUAACAUUAUGGUAGGAAGAGUUCCAAUUGACGAUAAGUCAGUUCACUGGAUGGUGGGUCAACAAUCCACUCCUAAAGACGCCAGGGCUUUACAAAACCCAGACCUUAUUAGACAGUCAACCCUACCCUUAAUCGAUGGUUUCCCACCUGAAAUUCAACAAAUGAUCGAAGACAGUGACGUAAAAUCAUUAUCUCUCACGCGCUUGAGAUAUCGUGCUCCAUGGGACUUGCUAUUGGGAAAUUUUCGAAAAGGAACAGUAACAGUAGCUGGGGAUGCAAUGCAUGUUAUGGGUCCAUUCCUUGGACAAGGUGGUUCGGCAGGUUUGGAAGAUGCUAUUGUUCUCGCUAGAUGUUUGUAUCAGAAACUUAGUGAAGUUGAUCAAAUCCAAAGCCGAAGUCAGAUGAUGAUGCAUAAAGUUGGAGAAGCAAUGGAUCAGUAUGUGAAAGAGCGGAGGAUGAGGGUGGUGAGAUUGUCGAUGCAAACUUAUCUCACUGGUUUGCUAGUGGGACCUUCAUCAAUGUUGGUGAAAUUGGCUAGUAUUGUUUUGAUGGUUAUUUUCUUUCGUAACCAAAAUGAUCAUACUAGGUAUGAUUGUGGUCUCUUGUGAUGUAGAAACUUCGCUAUAUAAAUUGUUUUUGUUGUUGUUUCU